AUGACAGUUAGUCUGUACCUUCAGCAGGAGGAGCUCUACCAGCAGCUGCUGGUGCAGACAAUGGGAAAAAUGCAGAAUGAAAACCCAGACUCUAGAGUCAUACGACCACAGCCAGGCAUGUGUAUCAAGACGACAAUAGAGCCAUCAAAGCAGAAGGUCUUCAUUAACAUCUGUCAGUCAAACUCUGUCCCGCCCCCUCCUGACAUGUCACGGGAUGAGCUGGUGGAACUGCUCCAGUCUGAGGACCCCAGUGGAUACAGAGUCCCUAUGAGUCUUGGAGAGCCACACACGGAAACCGAUAACAGCUCCCAAGGUUGCACUGCAUAUGAUGUGGUUAUAAACCAGGACUUCUUCCAGACCUGUCAGAAGGAUCAGCUCUUUCAGCAGUUCAUUGUCCUGGUGUCCGUAGAGGGCUUAGAAAACAAAUAUGACUUGGAGCUGAGCAGAGACUGGAAAGUCCUAAAGAACAGGAAGUUUCUGGGUUCUAUUGGAGAGCAGAAUAUUCGGACAAAGAGCCGACCAGUCAUCCAAGAGCUGCAGCCUCAGGAAAGCACCCUCACUACAAAAAGACCUGAGUUCACGUUGCUGGUUGAGCCCUCUGUGGGAGAUGCACAGUAUCUCAUCGCAGAGAUAAAGCUUCCUGGAAUAACCUCAGCUCGCUCUCUGCUGCUGGACAUAGGGGAGGACAGACUGGUUCUGAAGGCCCGACCUUCUAUGUACCACCUGGACAUCUUCCACCCUUUUCUCAUUGAACAGCAGAGCAGCAUGGCUCAGUACAACACCUCGACUCAGAUCCUCACACUUAAACACAAGUGCUGUUCCCACAUAAAACCCCCGGCUCCACAUUAUAGUCACACUCCAGUCUGCAACUGUCCCUGUCUGCUCUCAUCUCUUACUGCAGCCAUGUCAGACAUAGAAGAGGAAUAUGAUGAGGAGCAGACAGAAGGGGAGGAGGAGCCAGAGGAGGAGCCAGAAGAGGAGCCCGAGGAGCAGCAGGAGGUUGAAGGCGUCAAGAGAAAUGGUUUGACUCCGGACACGGACCUGACAUCACAGAACAUCGCCGCCUUCAUGGACUCGGGGUGA
Messenger RNA from Knipowitschia caucasica, 1083 nucleotides. The record is from the annotation of a GenBank genome assembly. Lineage: Eukaryota; Metazoa; Chordata; Actinopteri; Gobiiformes; Gobiidae.